AUGUCUGAGCGCACUUUUACUGCACGGCCAUUGCCGAAACAGCAGGCUCGAAAGGACCUCAAAGAUGCCUUCCGGGUUCAUCUUUCUUCCUCUUCGCUAGCUGCACUGAGACUCCAAACCGAGGGCAUAUGCAUUCUACAGCAAGGGGAAGGGCCACCAAGGACCGCAAUUGCGUGGUAUGCAUCGGAAAACAUCCAAAGCACGGUGAUGCAAAUAUCUAAAACCCUGCAAGAGUGCUAUGAGAUCAAAAUCGGAGAGAAGGUCGCAAUCACGAGAGCGGAAGGUCCUCUGGAAGUGAUUCAAAGUGUAACAUUAACGGAUUCCUCUGAUGCCGACAAAAUCGAAAGAUAUGGCUCUAUAUCAGACAGUGACAGACCACACUGGGAAUGGGCCCUGGAUGAAAAGCUCCUCAGAUGUGGAUCCCUGACGACGGGGUUGACCUUUGAUCUAGAGCUUCGGGGCCAACACCGAAGUUUCAAAGUGGCCAGCAUUCGCUCACAGAACCCGGGAUCCAGUCAUACGCUUUUCCAGUUCACGGAGGCCUCGCGCACUUCCCUUGGACCGGUCAUAGAUGAGAAAGAAGAGAUCACAUCAUCGGGCAUUGAAGUGCAGCCCACCGGCCUCGGGGGGCUCUCGCGUCAGAUCAACGACAUCAAUGAGAGUUUGUCUGAUUUCAACAACGACCCCCGAAAGCCUGCUAUGCCGGAAUUUUACGAAAGUGGCCGAGGGAUCCUGCUAUAUGGACCCAAGGGAACCGGUAAGACCAGUCUUCUGAAUCAGAUUGAGAAGGCUGGUUGGAAACAAACCUUCAAAAUUGGCUCGUCAACUCUGGGUCGGAGCACUGGGGAAAGUGAACUUAAGCUCCGUAACAUUUUCCAAGAGGCAGCUCGCUCCAAACCCAGCGUGAUCAUUAUUGACCAACUGGAAUUCAUUGCCCCGAAGCGAACCUCCAUUGAGUCGCAAUCUCUCGCCUCUGUCCUAUGUGAGAAUCUUGACUCCAUCAGAAAUGCAUCAAUUCUCGUUGUGGCUGCAACCCGGCACCCUAAUCAAGUUGAUGAUGCCCUAAGAACACCCCAUCGCCUUGGAACCGAGAUUGAGCUCCAAGUCCCCACAUCUCAAGAUCGAGCAGAGAUACUACGAGCGAUUCGUGGGCCGAUUACUGCGGGCUUGACCGAUGAGCUUGUCGAUUUGCUAGCUGAAAAAACACACGGAUAUGUUGGAGCCGAUCUUUUUGCGCUCUUGCAACUCGUCUGCCGCAAAGCCCGACAGAGGCAGCUCUCAGAACAACCCGUUACGGCCCUUUUCACAGCCCUUUCAAUGAAUCCCACGGACAAAAAUGACGCUUCGAUGCCUACAGACUCUAGCAACGAAGACUUGGUUAUCCCGUUGCAAAUCCAGGAAGCAGACAUUUCUCUCUCUUUACAAGAAAUCCGACCUACAGCCAUGCGCGAAGUAUUCUUAGAAACACCCAAAGUCAGAUGGUCUGACAUUGGAGGACAACAUGAGAUCAAAAAACGUCUUCAACAAGCCGUUGAACGGCCCUUGAAGUAUCCCCAACGUAUGCGCCGACUCAACGUAAAUAGCAAGAAAGGCGUUUUACUUUACGGACCUCCAGGUUGUUCCAAAACUUUGACUGUUAAAGCCCUGGCUACUGAGGCUGGGCUUAAUUUCCUCGCAGUCAAGGGAGCAGAGAUCCUCAGCAUGUAUGUCGGAGAGUCCGAGCGAUCCCUGAGAGAGAUUUUCAGGAAAGCGCGUGCCGCACGACCCAGCAUCAUCUUUUUUGACGAGAUUGAUGCCAUCGCUGCUCGGCGCGGCAGCAGUUCUGGUGGAGUGAACGUCCUCACCACGUUACUCAACGAGAUGGAUGGCAUCGAAGAGCUCCGAAACGUGCUGGUGAUUGCCGCCACCAACAAGCCCGACGUUUUAGAUCCGGCCUUGAUGCGCCCGGGGCGCUUGGACAACAUCCUCUACAUUGGUCCCCCAGAUUUCGAAGCCCGCAAGGAGAUCAUCCGCAUCUGGGCCAACAAAUCCGUGAUCAACCCGGAUGUUGACCUGGACGACCUGGCCUCUCUGACGGAAGGUUAUUCUGGUGCUGAAAUCGUGAGUAUCUGUGAAACCGCUGGAGAUGCGGCUCUUGAUGAAGAGGAGGAAACCCAACAAGAGUUGGAUGUGCAAUGGAAGCACUUUGAGUAUGCUCUAGGUCAGGUGCGACGGCAGAUCACCGAUACAGUUCUCCAAGAGUACGAACAAUGGAGAGAGGGACAAAAAUAG
Messenger RNA from Penicillium salamii, 2271 nucleotides. NCBI's taxonomy places the organism in Eukaryota, Fungi, Ascomycota, Eurotiomycetes, Eurotiales, Aspergillaceae. The record is from the annotation of a GenBank genome assembly.